This is a messenger RNA of Populus euphratica (Euphrates poplar), 1584 nucleotides long. RefSeq names its product 1-aminocyclopropane-1-carboxylate oxidase homolog 1. NCBI's taxonomy places the organism in Eukaryota, Viridiplantae, Streptophyta, Magnoliopsida, Malpighiales, Salicaceae. The transcript is spliced from 4 exons. The record is from RefSeq and is a predicted model, not a curated record.
AGGGCGAAUUGCCAAACCAGAUAAAUUGUGUGUCUUCAAUUCUGAGCAUUGAUCCUUGGUCGUCCUAGCAGUAUGCAUGUUUUUUUUCAGCAACAACUCUGACGUGCAAUCGCAUUAACCAAGAAGGAGCAAUUGACUAGUAAGCGGUCAAGUGACGUAGAGUUUCCAUUCGCAGGUUAAGGAAAGAAAUGCUGAGCACCAGUUCAGGCAAAACUGAAUCUGAGUUGAAAUCUGAUUACGACCGGAGAAGUGAGCUAAAGGCUUUCGAUGAUUCCAAAGCUGGCGUAAAGGGCCUUGUGGAUUCUGGAGUUGCAAACAUUCCCCAGAUGUUUAUCCAUGAAUCUAGUACAAAUGACAAGUCAAGUUCAGGCCACCAUAAUUUUACCGUACCAGUAAUAGACUUCGAUGGCAUACAAGAAGAUGCAAGUCUUCGUGGGAAGAUUGUUAAGGAACUUAAAGAAGCUUGCAAGAACUGGGGUUUCUUUCAGGUUAUCAAUCAUGGGAUUUCAUCAAGUGUUCUUGAUGAUAUGAUAAAUGGCGUGCGUAGAUUUCAUGAACAAGACACAGAGGUGAAGAAAGAAUUCUAUACACGCGAUGAAAUGAGAAGGGUAGCAUAUAAUACCAACUUUGAUUUCUAUCAAGCACCAGCAGCUAAUUGGAGGGAUUCUUUGUAUUGCCUUGUAGCCCCUCAUCCACCCCGUCCCGAGGAAUUGCCUGCAGUUUGAAGGGAUAUUAUGAUUGAUUACACGAACAAAGUGAUGUCAUUAGGGCUAAUUAUAUUCGAAUUGUUGUCGGAAGCUCUGGGGCUAAAACCCAGCCACUUGAAAGAUAUGGGCUGUGCAGAGGGGCUGUAUUUUAUAGGUCAUUACUACCCGGCAUGCCCGCAACCGGACUUGACCUUGGGCCUUAGCAAGCAUGCAGAUAGUGCCUUCCUCACGGUUGUUCUGCAAGACCAAUUGGGUGGCCUUCAAGUCCUCCAUGAAGAUCAAUGGAUUGAUGUUACCCCUAUUCCUGGAGCUCUAAUAGUAAACCUGGGAGAUAUGACACAGCUAAUUACCAACGGCAAGUUCAAAAGUGUGUAUCAUAGGGUGAUGGCAAAAAACACUGGUCCAAGAAUAUCAAGUGCCUGCUUUUUUAGAACGCAUUUGCAGCAAGAGAGUUCUUCUAGAGUGUAUGGACCCAUUAAGGAACUGCUGUCGGAAGAAAACCAACCAAUAUAUCGGCAAACGACUAUUAAAGAUUACGUCUCAUACACUUACUCAAAAGGGCUCGACGGGAACCCUCGACUGGAACAUUUCAAGCUGUAAAUUUGGUAAUGGAUCUUUCAAGUCACCGUAGCUAGGAUGUUGGUUGCGAGAUUGGGGACAGUUGGUUUUUUUGUUGGUGCUUUGAUCGUAGAUUAGGCCUGCACGUGAAAAACAGUUACUCGGUAGUCCGUCCUCUCAAAAUCAGGACGUCUGAUGGACCCCUUUUUGAGCUUUUAUGCAAUAAAACUUCUUCAUGUAUUAACUAUUGAACUCAUCAAGUACGAGUUUUCAUUUGCGCUCCGUACCAAGAGAAAUUUAUUUGUUUUUCACACAAAAA